This is a messenger RNA of Zea mays, 2182 nucleotides long. RefSeq lists its product as uncharacterized. The transcript has 14 exons. NCBI's taxonomy places the organism in Eukaryota, Viridiplantae, Streptophyta, Magnoliopsida, Poales, Poaceae. The coding region runs from base 337 to 1914 and encodes 525 amino acids. Gene Ontology annotation, biological process: GPI anchor biosynthetic process. Gene Ontology annotation, molecular function: hydrolase activity. Gene Ontology annotation, cellular component: endoplasmic reticulum. The record is from RefSeq and is a predicted model, not a curated record.
AUUUGGCGCUAGACACAUUCGAGCGCCCUGGAGGCCUGGAUCUGGUUGAUCACACGUGGACGGCGGUACGGAGUGGAGCCUCAACUCGACUCGGGUCCGGCGCUGAGCCGCUGACCGUCGACCCGACCUUGCCCUGGCUCGCCUCCUCCGCUGCGGCGGUCUGGAAGGGAUCACUGGAUCGUAGAUCCCACUCGGCAAACCCAAACGGCCAAACCUUUGCUUGCAUUCAGCACCCCCGGCGAGACGCCACUCCAACUGCCGGGAUCCAGCCGCUGCACGCGGCGGCCACCCCGCCCUGCCGGCCGACCAGGGGGGUUGAGAGCGGGCGAGGCGGAGAUGCAGAGCGCCACGCGGCUGACGCUGCUACUGUGCGCGGCGUGGGCGGCCGCGCUGCUGUACGGCGAGAUGGGCGCCUACUGGGUCUCCUACCUCGCAUGCUCGUGGCCCUCGUCGUCCUCCUCGCCGCCGAAUAACCAUGUCAAGGUUGCUGUUGUUGCUGACCCACAGCUUAUGGAUAGCACCUCCCUUGGUCUUCCAUCAAGCUCAGUUGCUCUCCAAGCUGCUGAGUUUUACACGGAUUUGAACAUGAGAAGGUCCUUCCAGUCCACCAUACUGCCAUUCAAACCUGAUGUGGUCUUAUUUCUUGGUGAUCACUUUGAUGGAGGCCCUUACAUGCCCGAUGAAGAGUGGCAGGAAUCAUUGUUUCGAUUUAAACAUAUAUUCGGCCUGAAUGAUCAAAGAACAAAGCAACAGAUCCCUAUCUACUACCUUCCAGGAAAUCAUGAUAUUGGUUACUCAGCAUUUCAUUCAGUCCAUCCUGAGGUGCUCAGUCGGUAUGAAAAAGAAUUUGGAUCAAGAAAUUAUCAAUUUUCUGCUGGGAAGGUGGACUUCGUUGUUGUUGAUGCCCAAACACUUGAUGCAGGAGCUAAACAAAGCAAAGAAAGGUCCUCCUCUUGGGAGUUCAUUAAAACUCUAUCUCCAGGUAACACAUCAAACCCAAAGGUUCUGCUAACACAUAUUCCACUAUACCGACCUGAUAACUCUCCUUGUGGCCCGCAUCGUUCUUCACCUGUUAUAAAUCAGAGGGUAUCUUAUGCCGCCUUAGACCAAGGAAUCACCUACCAAAAUUAUCUAACUAAAGAGACUUCUGACCUUUUGCUAAGCUUGUUGAAGCCGAUCCUUGUGCUCUCAGGCCAUGAUCAUGACCAAUGCACAGUUGUCCACUCCACUCCUUUUGGGCCAGUUACAGAGCAUACCCUGGGGACAAUAAGUUGGCAGCAAGGAAAUCUCUAUCCAUCUUUUAUGCUGCUAUCUGCUGGACCCAAGUUAUCACAAAAUUCAACUGAUCUGGAACAUGAGGUUGCAAUGAACCUUUGCUUUUUGCCUAAACAAACCCAUAUUUAUAUCUGGUAUAUCUGCCAGUUUGUAGUGACCAUCCUUCUCCUAGUCUUUUGGCCAACAAAUGGUCUCGGUUCUCUUCCUUGCAUGAACACAUUCAUGAGCUUCAUGAGGUCGGUGGGCGCCGAACUGCUUUCAAGGACCAAGGAAAAAGAUGACGAGGACGAUGGUGAUUAUGAUAUGGUUUUUGAUGCGGAAGGAUCCAUGCACCUCGUUAAAAAGGCAGUGGCAAAGACCCCAAGUGCUAGCUCAGACUCCAGACCUACUGGACGCGGAAGUGUUGUUGCAAGGGCAACAGCAGGAAGACACCGAUUGGAGCCUGAUUCAUCGAUUCGUGUCGACAUGGGUUCUGAGAUGACAUCAGAAGAUGGGGGAAAGUUGGCCCGCGCUGGCAAAUCGGGAGCAAGGAAGGUGCUCCAACGGCUGUUCCGUGUCAUUCAGUCUGUUCUUGUCAUUGCCGCUCUGAAUGCCCCCUUGUACAUGAUGCUUCUCUUCAAGGAUUGGAUUGAUCGUUGAAGGUAAUGAUGAUAAGGAUCUCUGGAUUUGCUUCACAUGAAUCAUUCCCUGGAGAUCAAAAAUGGUGCAAUAGGGGUCCGUUUGGGAGGGCUUCGGCUCCUCUGAAAAUGGCUAUGGCUCUAGCUCUUGUAAAGGAGCAGUUUCCUCAGUAAUUCCUCUGCAGGAGCCAGUGUGUUUUGUUUUUGCAAGCAAAACGGCUCCGCAGUUGCUGCUACUUGUUGAAGCCACUACUUGCUGCUAAACAUGGAGAUCUGCAUUCAACCUGCUA